GUGUACUUCAAAAAGCAAAAUAGAGAAGUGUGAUCUUUAAAUAUGUUGGAUUUGUUUACUAUUUUUAGUAAAGGAGGCAUCGUUUUAUGGUGCUUCCAGAGCACGUCCCAGUUAUUCACGCCGUCUGUGAAUGCUUUAAUCAGAAAUGUUAUUUUACAGGAACGUACUGGAGUGCAUACUUUUGAUCACAACGGUCUCUCCUUGCAAUAUAAGCUGGACAAUGAGUUCGACCUCGUGUUUGUUGUCGCUUAUCAAAAAAUAUUACAGUUGUCUUAUAUAGACAAAUUUUUAAAUGAUAUUCAUUUGGAGUUCAGAGAUAAGUACAAGAAUGAAUUAACUGAUGGCAAACACUGUCAAGAGUAUGAUUUUGCUGAUUGUUAUAAUGCCACUCUUAAAUCAGCGGAAAUGUGGUCUAAAAAGCAGGCCACAAUUCCCAAACAAAUGCGGACUUUCGACGAAUCCGCCAAAUCGAAGAAAACGGUUGCUUCCAUGAUAGAGAGAAAAGGAGAAGAGAAGCCUGAGAAACCUGUUAAAAAGAAAGAAGUCAAUUUUGCUGAUGAGAAGAACAUCAGCGCGCCUAGCUCACCAAAACCCCAACAAAAUGGUCUGGAUGAGGAAACUUUGGCUGCCAAUAGAGCCAAAUUUGCUCAGAAAAUGAGCAAAAAGAAAACUGACAAUAAAAAGUCUCCCAAAAGUCCCAAGAGUCCAUCUGAAAAGGCUGGAAAGAAACCGAGGGUUUGGGAAUUGAGUGGGUCAAAUAAAGAUCUUGAGUCACUGGAGAGGACAACAGAUAGACCAGAGGAUGCAAAAAGUCACUUCACACCAGAUACUGAGAUUGUUGGCCAAAUGAAGGGAAUAAUAAAAGAUAUAGAAGUUGAAUCCUCUGAUGAGGAGUAUGAAGAAGAAGAACAUGAGGCUGAAUCUAAAUCAAAACAGAGUAAAGGAGGAAUGUUCUCAAUUUUCAAAACGUUGGUCGGCUCGAAAAGUCUCACAGCUUCGGACAUGGCACCCGCUUUAGACAAAAUGAAGGACAUGCUGAUUGCGAAAAAUGUUGCCGCCGAUAUUGCGUUGAAACUAUGCGAUUCCGUUGCCGCAAAGCUGGAAGGAAAAGUAUUGGGUACUUUUGAGAGUGUCGCGUCGACCGUUAAAAAUACUUUGAACGAAUCUUUGGUGCAGAUUUUAAGUCCAAAACGUCGCGUAGAUAUUUUGAGAGACUGUCUAGAAGCUCAGAAACAAAACAGGCCAUAUGUUAUGGCUUUUUGUGGUGUGAAUGGUGUUGGCAAGUCGACCAACUUGGCCAAGAUAUGUUUUUGGCUUAUUGAAAAUAAUUUGAGGGUGCUUAUUGCAGCCUGUGAUACUUUCAGAGCUGGAGCUGUGGAACAAUUGAGAACCCACAUGAGGCAUUUGAAUGCAUUACAUCCACCAGAGAGGCACUCUGGAAGACAAAUGGUACAACUUUAUGAAAAGGGCUAUGGUAAGGAUGCUGCUGGUAUUGCCAUGGAGGCUAUUAAGUUUGCUAGGGAUUCGAAAAUCGAUGUCGUUUUGGUUGAUACUGCAGGAAGGAUGCAGGAUAAUGAACCACUGAUGAGAGCACUGACAAAGUUGAUUAAAGUAAAUGAGCCUGAUCUAGUACUAUUUGUUGGUGAAGCACUUGUGGGCAAUGAAGCUGUGGACCAGUUGGUUAAAUUUAAUCAAGCAUUGGCUGAUUAUUCAUCUAGUACUAAUCCUCACAUGAUUGAUGGAAUAGUGCUGACUAAAUUUGAUACUAUAGAUGAUAAGGUGGGAGCGGCUAUUUCAAUGACUUACAUUACAGGUCAGCCAAUAGUGUUUGUUGGCACAGGACAAACUUAUACGGAUUUGAAGGCAUUGAAUGCUAAGGCAGUUGUACACGCUUUGAUGAAGUAAUUUUAUAUAUUUUUGUAUUCUUUACACGCGUAACGGUAUUUUUCGGUAUUGUAAAUAUUUAUGUGGUUUAUAAUGUAUCAUAAUUAAUUUUUUUUAUAUGUAUUGUUUUGUAAAAAUUGGUUAAAUUUAUUACUAGAGGAUUAGUUCCUUUUAAACCGAAAUAUCUAUUGUCUAUUUACAGUUUGUUGCAUUAUUUGUAAAUAUAAAUUGCGGUUUGUCAUCUUUUUAUAAUACUUUAUUUUGUAAGUUGGUCUUUCUUUAAUAUAUUUUGUUAAAUUGA
Molecule: messenger RNA, 2185 nt
Organism: Aethina tumida (small hive beetle)
Lineage: Eukaryota; Metazoa; Arthropoda; Insecta; Coleoptera; Nitidulidae
Gene: SrpRalpha
Product: signal recognition particle receptor subunit alpha homolog
Exons: 7
Coding region: 43-1905 (620 amino acids)
Biological process (GO): SRP-dependent cotranslational protein targeting to membrane
Cellular component (GO): signal recognition particle receptor complex; endoplasmic reticulum membrane
Molecular function (GO): ATP hydrolysis activity; GTP binding; signal recognition particle binding
Source: RefSeq, a predicted model, not a curated record